AUGGCCAAAAGACUAUCGCCUACGGGCUUCACAAAGGCCGUUGUCCGGUCGUUUAUGAAAGAGUCUGGCCUUGAGCCGAGGCUUUUAGGGGAGAAUCGCUUCCGAGUGUUGAGUGCAAGCAAUGGCAGAGUAGAUUUCGAGUUAGACCUUCACAGAGAUCACACAAACCGUCUUCAGUCGCUUCACGGUGGCACUCUGGCCAGUCUGGUGGAUUUGGGAGGCUCAUUAGCCGUAGCCUCCACCGGCCGUUUCGCGACUGGCGUCUCUACAGAUCUCAACGUGACGUAUCUGAGCCCUGGUGGACGGGCCGGCGACCUGCUCAAGGGCACCGCUACCUGCGACAAGAUCGGGAAAACGCUAGCCUACACUACCGUUACGUUCACGAAUAGCAAGGGACAACUUGCAGCCAGGGGCAGCCACACAAAGUACGUAGCUGGCACGCAGGGAGAAGCAGGGCCGUACGUUGCGCCGGAAGAGUUCAGCAAGGACCUGGAAUAG
Clonostachys rhizophaga is the source of this 498-nucleotide messenger RNA. The record is from the annotation of a GenBank genome assembly. Lineage: Eukaryota; Fungi; Ascomycota; Sordariomycetes; Hypocreales; Bionectriaceae.